Molecule: messenger RNA, 1170 nt
Organism: Eriocheir sinensis (Chinese mitten crab)
Lineage: Eukaryota; Metazoa; Arthropoda; Malacostraca; Decapoda; Varunidae
Exons: 2
Coding region: 50-991 (313 amino acids)
Source: RefSeq, a predicted model, not a curated record
UCUAUCAAGCCCUGCAGCCACCCCAGAGGCUUCCCCUUCAUCUACAGACAUGGUAACACUUUGCACCACACAAGAGGAGGCAGCAGAGGCAGAAAUACACGACCUGGCAACUCCACUCUCCACUCUGACCCAGCCAGCCACCUUAUCUCGCUCGCCUGACCUCUUAUCUUGUGUAAACACAGCAGCCUACCCCACCACUACAGUUUCCACCACAACAACACCUCUCUUGCCUCCUGCCAUCAUCACAACUCGUAGCAGGACACUGUUCCAGCCCUCUACACCUCUGCCUUCCACCUCUACACCUGCUGAUGAUCAGCCCACCCCUGCCACCCCUCACCGACCCAAGCGUGGCCGUGUGUUCUCUCCUCUUCCAUCUACGUCUCGUGGGUUGCUGGAUGAUGAUGAUGAAGACGUGGAUGACCCACAACCACUGCCUUCUGCUGAACUCCUCCCCUCUACAGCAGUGAGAUCAUCCAAACGGAGGAGGGGGCCCCAGAAUCCAGUUGUAGGGCAACCGCUGAGGAGUGUGGGCUCAACACUACGUGGAAGGGACAAGAGGAAAACUGUGUGGAGGCCUGAUUCGAAAAGUAACCUUACCAGGUUGCAGGUGACAUACGACACUCCAGGAAAAACCUCCGAUGUGUUUGAUGGGUUGGAAAACAUUGAUGAAUACUUCCACCAGUUCAUCGAUGACUACAUGCUGGCUAUGGUUACAUUGCACACUAAUGACAGGGUCGCCAAUGUUAUGAGGGGUGCGGUGCGGCGCCUUGGUAUCCCAAGACUGAGCAUCAGCCUCCGUAGCCUCAUACGUAACACUUUCAAUGUCCCACCUGAGGAGAGGCCAGCAACACAGCAAAAGAAAACUGAGAAGAGGCAGCGGUGCUUCCUCUGCCCCACCAGAGAGCAGGGACGAACCCGGGUCUGCUGCAGUGGAUGUGGGAAGUCCGUGUGUGCAUCCCACUACUCUGUCUUCUGCCCCUCCUGUUGCUAGGCGUGGAUUUUGCAGAGAACUGGGACUGUGCAGGCUGUGAGAGACAACUGUAAUACACCGAUCUCCAGAGGCUUUAUUUUUUUGUAUGGACAUAAGUAUUUAUUUUUUAUUUUUUUCUAAUGAUAGUUAAAAUAAGGUAGAAGUUUUUUGUAUUCUUUGUAAUAAAGUACAUAAAGCAU